This is a messenger RNA of Cryptomeria japonica (Japanese cedar), 1933 nucleotides long. Its product is annotated as F-box protein At2g27310. The record is from RefSeq and is a predicted model, not a curated record. The transcript is spliced from 2 exons. Bases 624 to 1715 code for a protein of 363 amino acids. NCBI's taxonomy places the organism in Eukaryota, Viridiplantae, Streptophyta, Pinopsida, Cupressales, Cupressaceae. Gene Ontology annotation, molecular function: protein binding.
UCAAGUAGAAGGCAUUCUACCGAGUACCGAGUUACUGGAGCCUUCUUUUUAUAGGCUUAUGAGUUGCAUCUAAGGUGUGAAUUGCCUAAAGUGUGAGCCUUAUCCCCUGCUGAAAAGUUUCCCUUAUAGAGAAAGAUAUUAGUACUUAUAUUUGACGGCCCCGGAUAGUACUUAUAUUUGACGGUCAAAUUCGAGUUAAAAUGAAAAUUGAAAAAACAGGAAAGGAAAAACAAACAGUUAUACAAGGCCCAACUGGAUCGCCAUGCAUGGUCCAAUUUGAAAAUGCGGAGCCCAACUGGAAAUCCUACCCCUAAACUCUUGGAUCAGAAGAUAUUAUAGUGUGUUUGGAAUCCAAGACUUUGAACCCGUUUCGGGGCACCUGUUUGAGUCAUUAGGAUUUGUAUCUGGUUGGAACCAAAACCAAAUUCAUUGUCUUUUUAAGAAACUGAUCAGCGGGUAGAGUGCUUGGUUUUGGCUGGAAACUUGUUUCUGUUAUUUCUUAUUUGAAGGAGGUGGAAGACAUGGAUAGAAGGUUAAACAAGUAAGUGGUUGAGUCUUGACCGAUUUGUUUAAGUUGGGUUUAUCUUGAAUCAAAUCCUAGAGCUGGCCUCUGUAGGAAGACCAUGUCUUUGAAUGUUGACCUCAUUUAUGAAAUCUUGAAGCGGGUGGAUGGCAUGACACUUGCAAAUGUAGGAUGUGCAUCCUCUGUUUUUAAGUCUGUGACAACGGAAGAACACAUUUGGGAGGAACUGUGCUGGUCACAGUGGCCUUCUACAAGAAAUGAAGAAGUAAUAAGUUUGAUUUCUUCGUUGGGUGGUUUUAGGAAGUUUUAUGCAGAUUGCUACCCUAUGAUUUUUACCAAAGAGAUGGUUUCAGCUGCCGAAUGGAGUUCAGUAUUUCCUGAAGAGGAAGAGGGGUGGCAGGAAUGCUACGACAGUGAUGAUGGAGAUCUGAAUGCUGCUUCAGCUUCUGACUUUGUUUCAAUUGUAGAUGUGCAUUACAGAAACAGAGCAAUCUAUUCCAAAAUACUGUGGGGCAUCCCAGGUGCAGAUGACCUUCAUGGUUGGUUCUUUAACUGCCCUUUCAGUAUCAAUGUGGUUUCUGACAGAGCUGGGGGUGACGGGGACCUGGUUAAUAUCUCUUCAGCGGAUGGUUUGCCACCAAUUUUCUCAAUUGAGAGUGAGAGGAAGGAUGGGAAACUCUGGGGAGAGUUGUCUAAGAAUAUAAGGCUUAGUUGGAUUCUUGUAAACAAAAGGAAAAAGCAAGCUGUCAACCUUGCAAGUUGGAGCCCUCUUGGAGGGCAAAAGCAUUGGCCUACUGAUAAUGAUUUCCUUAUAAGAUUUGGUUCCAUACUUCCCGCUGAGAAUAUUUUGCCUUUUAGGGUUGUUCAGUGUAUCCUUGUGAUGAAGUUUAGAAUUUCACUUGAUGGACUUGAGGGACGCUCUUAUACUUUGAAGCUGACUGAGCUUGGCAUGCAGUUGGAAGAUAUAGAGGGUGCCCAUGUGAAUGGACGGAAUAGUUUGCUCAUCCUUAAAAGAGCUAUGAGCUGCUGCAGAACUAUGAACUAUGCUAAUGUCUCAGAAUCUUAUCAUCGAUAUUUGAAGGUGCGGAAUGAACUGCAAGAUGAGAAGACAUGGAAUGAAGGCUUGAUUGAUACACUUUGUGCUCUAGGUGGCAUUUCUGCAUUUGCCAUUUGCUGUUUCCUUGUCAUCUGAGAUGGAAAUCUCUAAAUGCUAUAUUUUUGUUUGACUGUCGUAAACGUGUACAGGGUCAGUGGAUUCUUUGUCCAGUGACAGUUCAUCAAUUUAUUUCCACGCAUUGAUGUUUCAAUUUAUACUACUAUCUUGUAUUACCUUGGCUUCAUCAACUGAUGUUGCUAUACAGGCAUGGAUUCUUCUCUUUUUUUUCAAAUACACAGUCCUUUAUAGUCAAA